CAGAGGCGACCAUCAGAGCUCCAGACAGAAGGAGAACCCAGGAACCAGCUGUUCGUUUUGUGGGUUUUGUGGUUCCUUUGAACUGAAAAGCUGCAGAACCAUGAGCCACCCCGGAGAACCAGGAACCACCACGUUCUUCAACUGGACCUCUACCAGCACGACCCCACCUCCCUGUGAUCUCAACUCACCGGCCAACUUCUUCUUCGCAGCUUUUUACAGUCUGGUGUUAGUGGUGGGUCUGCUGCUGAACGGCUUCACUCUGAAGGUUUACCUCUGCGGACCGGCGCCGACCGGCGGCGGCGUCGGCGUCUACCUGAAGAACCUGGCGGCGGCGGACUUCUUCCUCUGCCUCUGCCUCCCGCUGAGGCUGGCUCACUUCACCAGCAGCUCGCCUUCCCUGCAGCGCAGCUACUGCCACGUCGGCGCCCCGGCCUUCUACCUCAACAUGUACGCCAGCAUCCUGUUCAUGGGCUACAUCGCAGGAAACAGGUAUCUGAAGAUCGUCCAUCCUUUGGGGACUCACGUCCUUCAGACGGUGCGAGCGGCUCACCUGGUCUCCAUGGUAACCUGGGCCUUCCUGCUCGCCAUGACGUGCGCCUACGUGGCUCUGUGGUCCGUCACGCAGCGGGCGGUCGCGCCACGGGAACACAGCCUGCGCUGCGAGGUUCUGCACAGCCAGCAGCUGAAGACGUUCUACCGGGUCGCCCACGGCUCCAUGGCCGCCAUCUUCCUGCUGGUUCUCUGCUCGCUGCUCUUCUUCUACCGCCGGAUGUCCCGCAGGCUCGCCGGGGCGCAGCGCCGCCAGCCGGUGACCGCGGGAUCCCGGAGGCUGGCCCGCGGCCGCAGGAACAUGCUGGUCCUCAUGGGCGUGUUCUGCGUGUGCUUCGUGCCGUUCCACCUGGUCCGCCUGCCCUACACCUUCCUGUCGGACCGGAGCUGCCAGCUGAACCGAGUUCUGUUCUACGUGAAGGAAGUGACCACCAUGCUGUCGGUCCUCAACGUCUGCCUGGACCCGCUCAUCUACUUCAUCUUCUGCAAGGCCUACAGGGCCCAGCUGGGCCAGAGGGGGGCGGGGCAGGGGGCGGGCCAAGGCGGGAUCCGAGGGGCAUUGAAGGGGGAGCUCAGCUCCACACAGGAAGCCCCCAACGGAUAGAAUCAGGGCAGGAUCAAGGGACAGAACCAGAGUCAAAACCAGAACCAAAGAUAGAACCAGGUCAUCCAGAGGCAGAACCAAAGUCAAAACCAGAACCAGAACCAGAGAUAGAACCAAAUCAUCCAGAGGCAGAACCAGAGUCAAAACCAGACUCUGAACUCGUUUCUCUAGCUCGUCUUUCUAAAUGGUCUGUGGCCUUGAAGGCUCCUUUAUUAUUUGAAGCUCGGACCUGAAUAGAUCUAUAUGUAGAACUGUAUGUGUGUGUUUACCUUGUUCUGUACGGCUCUUUGUGAUUUCAUCUGUGAAAACAGCUUCAUCAAUAAACUUUACUUACUUAGAGCAAGUGCCAGA
This is a messenger RNA of Salarias fasciatus (jewelled blenny), 1504 nucleotides long. Its product is annotated as P2Y purinoceptor 14-like. Gene Ontology annotation, cellular component: membrane. The record is from RefSeq and is a predicted model, not a curated record. Gene Ontology annotation, biological process: G protein-coupled receptor signaling pathway. Lineage: Eukaryota; Metazoa; Chordata; Actinopteri; Blenniiformes; Blenniidae. Gene Ontology annotation, molecular function: G protein-coupled purinergic nucleotide receptor activity. The coding region runs from base 101 to 1153 and encodes 350 amino acids. The transcript has 5 exons.